AUGGCUAGCAUCAUUGCGCGCAUGGGUAAUAGCCGGCGGCAGAACGCACCCUUGCCGCCCUGGGCCCAUUCUAUGCUGAGGUCCCUGGGGAGAAGCCUCGGCCCUUUAAUGGCCAGCGUGGCAGAGAGAAAUAUGAAGUUGUUCUCGGGGAGGGUGGUGCCAGCCCAGGGGGAAGAAACCUUUGAAAACUGGCUCAUCCAAGUCAAUGGGGCCCUGCCGGAUUGGAAUAUGUCUGAGGAGGAGAAGCUCAAGCGCUUGCUGAAAACACUUCGAGGCCCCGCCAGGGAGGUCAUGCUUUUGCUGCAGGCGGCCAACCCCAAUCUGAGUGUGGCCGAUUUCUUGCGUGCCAUGAAAUUGGUGUUUGGAGAAUCGGAAAGCAGUGUGUCGGCUCACGGUAAAUUUUUUAACACCCUGCAGGCGCAAGGGGAGAAAGCCUCCCUUUAUGUGAUCCGUUUAGAGGUGCAGCUCCAGAAUGCUAUUCAGGCGGGGAUCAUAGCUCAGAAAGAUGCAAACCAGUCCCGCCUGCACCAGCUCCUUUUAGGGGCCGAGCUGAACGGGGACCUGCGCUUUAGGCUGAAGCAUCUUCUCAGGAUGUAUGCAAAUGAGCAGGAGCGCCUCCCCAGUUUCCUCGAGUUGAUCAAGAUGGUCAGGGAGGAAGAGGAUUGGGAUGACACUUUCCUUAAACAGAAACGGCCCAAAAGAUCCGAGUCACUGGUGGAGAGGGCCACCAGCCUGAUGGCAUUUCAGGGCUCCCCGCAGAUAGUGGUCGGCAGUCCCGACUGCAACGUGAUAGAGAUAGAUGAUGCCCUCGAUGACUCAGAUGAGGAUGUGAUCCUGGUGGAGUCGCAGGACCCUCCACUGUCAUUCACGGCUUCUCCGCUCCCCAGACGCAGGGCCAGACCUCGGGACCAAGUGCUAGUCAUCGAUUCCCCUAGCAGUUCCCGGGCUCAGUCUCCUUCCACCAGCGGGGGUUCUGGGCAUAAGAAUGAUGGUUCUAGGCACCUGCGUAGAACCAGGAAGCGAAAACACACAAUCCGCUGCUCCUACUGCGGCGAGGAGGGCCACUCAAAGGAAACCUGUGACAAUGACAGCAGCCGGGCCCAGGUGUUUGAGAAUCUGAUCAUCACCCUGCAGGAGCUGACCCAUACAGAGGAGGAGGGACCCAGAGAGGCCCCUGGCCAACAAGAUGACCCUUCUGAGCUGCAGUGA
Puma concolor (puma) is the source of this 1209-nucleotide messenger RNA. The record is from RefSeq and is a predicted model, not a curated record. NCBI's taxonomy places the organism in Eukaryota, Metazoa, Chordata, Mammalia, Carnivora, Felidae.